This is a messenger RNA of Elaeis guineensis (African oil palm), 3570 nucleotides long. The record is from RefSeq and is a predicted model, not a curated record. NCBI's taxonomy places the organism in Eukaryota, Viridiplantae, Streptophyta, Magnoliopsida, Arecales, Arecaceae.
CCCUUUUGUUUCGGAUCACACCAGCUACCCUUCCUUUUUAGCCAUAAAGCCAUUAAAUCCCAUUAGGGUGGCCACCAUGCACCUCCUCUUUUCUUCCUCUUUCUUCUUCUCCUUCCCUGUUUUCUUAUAUAUUCUUUAGCAGAUGUUUUCUUAUAUUGCAACCCAAAAAAGAUUCAUAUGAUAGUGUAGUUCAUAGGGAAGGGAAGAUAGAAAGAGGGAGGGAGAUCAGGAGAGAUGUUGCAGAGAGCUGCGAGCAACGCGUAUUCAUGGUGGUGGGCGAGCCACAUCCGGACGACGCAGUCCAAAUGGCUCGACAGCGAUCUCCAAGAUAUGGAGGAUAGAGUGAAAUCCAUGCUCAAACUCAUUGAAGGGGAUGCUGAUUCCUUUGGUAAGAGGGCAGAGUUGUACUUCAAAAGUAGACCAGAACUUGUAAGCUUUGUGGAAGAGGCCUACAAGGCAUAUAGAGCAUUGGCCGAAAGAUAUGAUCACAUUUCAGGAGAAUUGCACAAGGCCAACCAUACCAUAGCAACUGCUUUUCCAGACCAAGUCCAGUAUGCAAUGCUCGAGGAGGAGGAGGAUAAUUUUCCAAAAGCAAUUACCCCUAUUGGUGCCCGUAAAAUUCACAAGCCAACAGUGGAGAACUUGAUGAGCAAAAGAAAAGAGGAACAAUCAUCCAUAAAUAAAACACAGCACAGGAGUAUUACCUCUCAGAUUGACAAAGAUAAGGCACAAGAAGAGAUAAAUAGGCUUCAGAAGGCAAUCUUGGUUCUGCAGACUGAGAAAGAAUUUAUCAAAAGCUCCUAUGAGAGUGGAAUGGCCAAGUAUUGGGAAAUUGAGAAGCAGAUCACAGAGAUGCAAGAUGAAGUUUGUUGCUUGCAAGAUGAGUUCAAUACCAGUGCGGUCAUCGAAGAUAAUGAGGCCCGGGCCUUGAUGACAGCAACAGCUCUUAAAUCAUGUGAGGAUGCCAUAGUUAACUUGCAUGAACAGCGAAAGAAAUCUGUGGAGCAGGCAAGACUAGAGUCAGGAAGAAUUAGAGUUGCUGAAGAGAAGCUGAAGGUCCUGAAGGGAGAGGAUGGUCGAUGUAAUUUGGUGACUGGAGAGACUGGUGACGGAAAUAAAGAGAUUAAAUUCAGCAUUGUGAACAUGGAGGAUGAAGUUUAUUCUCUGAAACAGGAGAGACUUGAGUUACAGAAGAUAUGUGAGAAAGUCCAGGAACAUUUUGAAGUGAAUUCUGAUACAUCUGUGGAGGAAAUUGUGGAAAAAAUAGACGAGAUUGUAAAAAGCAUUGUAAGCUUGGAACUCAAAGUUUCAUCACAGACAGCACAAAUAAAUAGGUUAAGUUCAGAAAACAACGAGCUUGAGAAAUAUCUGCAGAGUUUGGAAGAGGAGAAGAUGGUUUUAAUUAAUGACUCAAAUGAAUUGAAUGACAUAUUAAAGCAAGCAGAAGAGGAGUUGCUUAAAGUUCAGAUCCUGGAGAAAACUGUCCAAGAUGAAGAAACUAUUCUUUGCGCAAAUUUUGCUGAUGCCUGUCAUAGCCUCAAUGUUAUAUCAGAGAAAUUGCUCUCUCUUGAACAUCAGGAGCAGGUCAGUGUUACAAAUCCAUUCAUAGAGGAACAGAUUUCCCUUUAUAAUGUUGUCCCACAGAGUAAGUGCAGAGACCAAGAAGUUGCACAAAGUCAAGACAGCAAAGAAAAUUCAGUUAAAGAGGGGAUUCAUGGGAUUCAGGAACUUGGUCACAGCAUAAAAGACCAUGACCAAUCAAAGGCAGGCUCUGAGCUUGAAAACGAUUUAAAAAGGAUCCAUGACUCAGAAAAGGAAGAUAAGAAAGACUCAUCACAAGCGGAUGCUAGCAUUCAAGUGGAAAUACAAACACUACCUGGAGAGCAGGAAGGUACUCUAGACUUGCAACAAAUACUUUUAAAUGGACUAGAAGAUAGAGAAAAAGUUUUAUUAGCUGAGUACACCUCGGUCCUGCGAAACUAUAAAGAAGCAAAGAAAAGGCUCUCAGAAGUAGAGAAGAAAAACCAAGAAUAUGUUUCUGAGACAAUGGCAAUCAUAAGGGAAUUGACAAAUGCCAAUGCCAUGAAGGAUGAGGAGAUUCAAUCACUUCGACAGCACCUGGGCUUUUCAAAAAUGAGUUCUAAUGGGCAUGCAGAUGCUUAUUCUGCUGAAGCUGAAGACUUAUAUCGUGGUCACCGAAGGCUCAAAAGUGUGUUACACCUCCCAACAUUAAGGAGAGAGAAUUCAAACCUGCCAAAUUCUGAAAAUCCAAAAGUAAACGUGCAAUCCAUUGCUAAAGUUGAUACAUUAACCAUGGCUGCGGACAGAGGAAGUCCUCAUGUAGAAGACAUCAAACUACAGCACAUUGAUGAACCACAAAGCACUUCAUCCAUUGAAGAAAAAUUCAGAAGGGACAUUGACGUGCUUUUAGAGGAGAACUUACAUUUCUGGUUGAAAUUUAGCACCACAUUCCAUCGCAUACAAGAAUUCCAGACCACAUUGGAGGACCUACAAUCUGAAAUGGAGAAGCUGAGAGACAGCAAGUUGCAAGAGGGAAUUAAUAGUGCUGUGACUGACCAGGUUGUGAGAGCUGAGUCUGCACCAAUUGACAGGAAGCUAAGAGCAUUGAAGACUGAACUCCAGGUAUGGUUGGAACAGAAUGCACUGCUUAGGGGGGAGCUGCAGUGUAGGCUAUCGUCUCUUUGCGGCAUACAAGAGGAGAUAUCGGAAGUUCUGAGGGAAAGUUCAGAAUGUGAAGGAGCCCAGUUUACUCCUUAUCAGGCGGCAAAGUUUCAAGGGGAGGUGCUGAACAUGCAACAGGAGAAUAACAAGGUUGCGAAUGAACUGCAGGUGGGACUUGAUCAUGUCAGGGGGCUUCAAGAUGAAAUAGAGAAGGCUUUGUUGAAGCUGUAUGAGGAUUUUCACCUCUCUGGAUCUAAAAGUAGCCAACAUCCCCACUUCAGAAAUCUUUCAGCUAAGAAUAGAAUACCGUUGCGGUCCUUUCUUUUUGGUACCAAGCCCAAAAGGACAUCCAUAUUUGCAUGCAUGAAUCCAGCAUUUCAUAAACAUCACCGUGAUCUUAGACCUGGCUUUCCUAGGUAGACUGAACAGAGGUCGUUCCUUCUUUCUUUGAUAGUUUGAUGACUAUAUAGAAGUUUUUGUUCGUUUGUUUAUUGUGAGAUAAUUUAUAAGACUGACUUUGAACAGAUUUCUUCUUUAGUGCGGAGGUGGUAGCUUCAUCCUGCCAACUGUUGGUAGAGGGCUUUUGAGUUCUUGCAUUAUGGUGCAAAAACAGGGGAUUGCAUGGAUGUGCUCAGCGUGUUGCUACUGUAUCUGAUCCCAUCACUAGACAUGUCUCUAUUAUCAGCUGUUACUCAUAGUGCAAGGCUUGCAUCUGGUUUCAUGGAAGUGUGUCAGGUUCACAUUUUGGCCUCCAUUAACUUAUCAAACUUGGUGUAUUUUAAAUGUUAGCUCAUUUGCUUGUUUGGUUUGAAGCUUGUAUUUUUGUGAUAUGAAAAGGUUGUCUGGAAUUUAUUUCUCUGUGUAUAUUCAUAUUCAUGAGUUUGGUUA